This is a messenger RNA of Acanthosepion pharaonis, 681 nucleotides long. The record is from the annotation of a GenBank genome assembly. Lineage: Eukaryota; Metazoa; Mollusca; Cephalopoda; Sepiida; Sepiidae.
AUGUGUUUAUUAUCCAUCUUUCUCUCUCUGUCUCUAUCUGUCUAUCUAUCUAUCUAUCAAUCUGAUACUCUAUCUAUCUAUCUAUCUAUCUAUCUAUCUAUCUAUCUAUCUAUCUAUCUCACCCCCUCUCUCUCUUUCUCUAUCUAUCUAUCUCAAUGUGUUUAUUAUCCAUCUUUCUCUCUCUGUUUCUAUCUAUCUAUCUAUCUAUCUAUCUAUCUAUCUAUCUCCCCUCUCUCUUUCUCUAUCUAUCUAUCUAUCUAUCUAUCUAUCUAUCUAUCUAUCUAUCUCAAUGUGUUUAUUAUCUAUCUAUCUAUCUAUCUAUCUAUCUAUCUAUCUAUCUAUCUAUCUAUCUAUCUGAUUCUCUCCCUCGUUCUCUCUAUCUAUCUCAAUGUGUUUUUUAUCCACCUUUGUCUGUUUCUAUCUAUCUCUCUGAUUCUCUCUCUCACUCUCACUCUCUCUCUCUCUAUCUAUCUAUCUGAUUCUCUCUCUCUAUAUAUAUAUUUCAAUGUAUUUAUUAUCCAUCUUUCUCUCUCUGUUUAUAUCUAUCUAUCUAUCUAUCUAUCUAUCUAUCUAUCUAUCUAUCUAUCUAUCUAUCUAUCUCACCCCCUCUCCCUCUCUCUCUAUCUAUCUCCAUGGGUUUAUUAUCUAUCUAUCUAUCUAUCUAUCUAUCUAUCUAUCUGA